GGAGAGUGUCGCACUCUUCACUUGGAGACCACCCCCUACAAUGGAGCUUGCGCUUUUUUCCGUCUCUGCAGCCGUUCUGUUUUUCGCUUCACAUACCAGCUUCUCCGCCUUGGAAGUGGGGUCCUUCUUCCUUGUCUCAACUCCCCAGAUCUUGCCAUAGCAAGGGUUGAACGGCGAGAACCGGAAGUGUGCGCAGCAGCGGCUGGUCCCCAGGCAUCGACACCGGAAGUAGCAAUUGCUGCUGGAUUGCGCGCGCUGCGCUAUGGCGGCGAUCCCCCCAGACUCCUGGCAGCCGCCCAAUGUGUACUUGGAGACCAGCAUGGGAAUCAUUGUGCUGGAGUUGUACUGGAAGCAUGCUCCAAAGACCUGUAAGAAUUUUGCAGAGUUGGCACGUCGAGGUUACUACAAUGGCACCAAAUUCCACAGAAUCAUCAAAGACUUCAUGAUCCAGGGAGGUGACCCAACGGGGACAGGUCGAGGUGGUGCAUCUAUCUAUGGCAAGCAGUUUGAAGAUGAACUUCAUCCAGACUUGAAAUUCACGGGGGCCGGAAUUCUCGCAAUGGCCAAUGCAGGGCCAGACACCAACGGCAGCCAAUUUUUUGUGACCCUAGCCCCUACCCAGUGGCUUGAUGGCAAACACACCAUUUUCGGCCGUGUGUGCCAGGGUAUAGGAAUGGUGAAUCGAGUAGGAAUGGUGGAAACGAACUCCCAGGACCGCCCUGUGGAUGAUGUGAAGAUCAUUAAGGCAUACCCUUCUGGGUAGGCUUGCUGCUUUCUUGGGCACACUCAGGUCCUCUGAGAUGGCCUCGGUGAACCAGCUUCCAGAUGACCUAGAAUGACACAUACUUAAACUUCAUUUUGGCCUUGCAAAUCACAGAGCUAAGGAGACCUAGGGUCUCGGGUGAGUUAGGGAUGGAAGUAUAUUUUUAUUUUCUUUUAUUUAAAUAAUUUUUCUAAAUUUUAUUU
Messenger RNA from Felis catus (domestic cat), 966 nucleotides. It is a transcript of the gene PPIL1, whose product is annotated as peptidylprolyl isomerase like 1. The record is from RefSeq and is a predicted model, not a curated record. Gene Ontology annotation, cellular component: catalytic step 2 spliceosome. Lineage: Eukaryota; Metazoa; Chordata; Mammalia; Carnivora; Felidae. Gene Ontology annotation, biological process: protein folding; protein peptidyl-prolyl isomerization. Bases 263 to 763 code for a protein of 166 amino acids. Gene Ontology annotation, molecular function: peptidyl-prolyl cis-trans isomerase activity. The transcript has 4 exons.